Messenger RNA from Thelazia callipaeda (thelaziosis nematode), 1164 nucleotides. Lineage: Eukaryota; Metazoa; Nematoda; Chromadorea; Rhabditida; Thelaziidae. The record is from the annotation of a GenBank genome assembly.
AUGUGGCUAAGGGUAAGAAAGAGUUGUACAAAAAGUGAACGAAGUAUAUUCGGGAGUAGUGGUGAAAAAAUGAGAAGCGAAAGGAAUACAGCAGAAAUCAAAAGAAAUCUGGCUAUGGAGAGACGUAAUAGUUCAAGCAAUAUCAAGUCGAAUUCUCCUCGAAAACAUAAGUCUUUUCCAGCUUGUGUUACUGAUAUUUUAGAACAGGUUACCAAAGUAUGUGAUCAACAAGGACAGAAAUGGCGUGGUACAGCAUCACUUAGAAAUAAUGAAUUACAGCAUCAGCUUGAUAAUAGUCUGUUUUGUAUUUCGCCAGAUCGACGAAUAUCACGUUUAAACCAAAUACAGCAAUUUCGUCUUUUGCAAAUCCUGUGUGACUACUUUAAAGAAAAAGAAUCUGAAUCUCGUGGUAAUCAGUAUUCUUAUUUUGAAGCAAUAUUUUGUGGUCGUGAAGGUGAACCAAUUUUGCACGAAACACGCAUUUCCUUGCUGAUUAACUUAUGUUCUUUGGCUGUACAGUAUCCUUGCUAUUCAGUUCUCAAACAUAUUGCACAGUGGUUACAAAAAAUUGGUAGUGGAAAAUCAUAUGCUCAACAGUUUGUUUCUCUGCUUGUUGAUCAUUAUAUAUUUAUCCCCGAAGAUUCCAAUUUAGUUAGACGCUUUCUAUAUAAAUAUCUACUACCUUUGGCUGAUGAAGUUCCCGACUUUGUUCCGUAUUUUGUUGUCUAUUCAGUUACAAAAGAUUCUCUGCGACACCCAUUGUUUAAAGUUCUCAGUCACUGGUUAAAAGGAAGUCGUAGUGAUUCAUUUAUUGCCUGUAUUAAAGGAGCUCAAUUUCUGGCAAAGCAUUUCACUUCUACGUCAUUUCCUUGCAUGGUUGUUUAUGAUUGCGUUGUUGGUGGUGCUCGUGAAAAUCCUUUACACGGCUUUAUAACAAUGCUUUAUUCUAAUUGGGAACUUUCAAUUCCAUUAGAAUUCGGACCAGCACUUGAGAUAUUGUCUAGUACAGCAGAUUACUCAACGUUUAACAGAGAUACCUUAUGUUAUCAUCUUCAUCUUGCAAAUUUGUCUGGAAUUUUUACAGAAAAGGAUCUCAUAGACGCGCUGGGAAAGUCGCAAUAUUCUAUAUUGAAAUCACUUCAGCACAAACUUUUAAAAUCCUAA